Molecule: messenger RNA, 852 nt
Organism: Mangifera indica (mango)
Lineage: Eukaryota; Viridiplantae; Streptophyta; Magnoliopsida; Sapindales; Anacardiaceae
Exons: 4
Coding region: 125-730 (201 amino acids)
Source: RefSeq, a predicted model, not a curated record
UUUAACAUGGAGCAAAGAUUCAUUAGUCUUCUAUUUGAAAAACAAAUUUGAUUUAUAAGUCCAUGCCAAAGUGGGCAUUGAUUCAUAAGUCUGCUGUAAAAAAUUUGUGCUUUUUUACUGAAACAUGAAGAGGAACAAGAGCAAUCAAGGGAGAAUGAACUGCAUCAACUUUAAGCCAAAGCCAUAUCUUCACAGUGACGUAAUAUUUCAAAUACUGGUCAGAGUUCCUGAAAAUCUUGCUCCUUAUAAGAAUGUCUGUAAACUUUGGAAAAACAUAAUUGAAAGUUCUGCAUUCUUGGAAGCUCGCUCCAAGUACUGGGAAUCCAAUAUAACAAUUUCCGUAGUCAAGUAUCCUGGCAAUAUCAAGACCUUUAAGGUGGAUGUGUUUGAUCCACAAGAGGCUAUUGCAGAUUUUGUGUACUUUCUGGCAAAAGAAACAAAGUUUUUAAGUAUUAAAGGUAUUGUCAAUGAUAUUGAAAUGCUCAUUGCUUGGAUUCUGAGAAACACAUAUAGAUACUCUGAAGACAUUGCCAAAGAAGAAAGGAAUUCCAUAGACAUAGUGGACUUUGAGGUGCAUCUACUUGACCCAGAAGAUGCUUUUAUUGCAUUCUUUUUCUUGGUAAAAGAACAAACUCAUUUUCUCAAGAGUAGAAAUGUUGAUGCCAAUGUUAAAAAUCUUGCAUGUCUGGUGAGAAAAUCAAUAGAAAAGGCUGUAGCAGGCUUAGUAUGACCUAGGUUGACAAACUAUUUAAUCUAUCUUGUUUUAUCAUCCUUAAACGAUAUAGAAUGAUCAUAUAUAUCUAAUAUUCUCAAAAUUAGAAAUAGGACAAGUUUUGUGUUAUAUUAUCCGAA